Ascochyta rabiei is the source of this 1206-nucleotide messenger RNA. RefSeq lists its product as uncharacterized. The transcript is spliced from 2 exons. Gene Ontology annotation, biological process: protein N-linked glycosylation. Gene Ontology annotation, cellular component: Golgi membrane. NCBI's taxonomy places the organism in Eukaryota, Fungi, Ascomycota, Dothideomycetes, Pleosporales, Didymellaceae. Gene Ontology annotation, molecular function: glycosyltransferase activity. Bases 1 to 1206 code for a protein of 401 amino acids. The record is from RefSeq and is a predicted model, not a curated record.
AUGCCUGGCCCUGUGUUUUCUUCACAUCGCAUUGCGGUUCUGGCCGUUGCCGUCUUCUUCGCUUUGGUCUUCAUCUACUCGGCAGCACAUGGCAAGAACCCUGUGCAGCAAAUUAAAGACUCGGCGAGCGGCGCCGCCAGCGGUGCGGCGAGUGUCUUUAAAGGCGAAAAGCCAUCGACAAGCGAUCUGUUUUUGAGCCUCUAUGAAUCGAUACGAACAAACGUCUCUGCGCCGACAUACAAGGACGCUUCUGGGCAAGUGUACAAGAUUAAUGAGAAUGGACCGUGGUGGAAGAAGCCGCUGAGGAAUGAGAUCCUUAUUGUCGACAUCGAUACACGAGUACCGGAUGGUGACAACGAACUGUGGAAUUCAGAGAGAAUGGACUGGCUAAACAUGACUGCCGAGAAGGAAGGCAGUAUGGUGUCCGCCUCGUUCAUGAACCAUUUCCUCUACUCCCGUAUCCACGGCUACGACUAUCGAUUCUUCAACGCAAAGGAAAUGGAAUCGUCCGGCUACCACAACACGUGGGUCAAACCGCACGUCCUCGCGCAGCUGCUCGAAUCCUACCGUUUCGUAGUCUUCAUCGACGCCGACGCGACAAUCCAGCACCUCGAGCUGCCCAUCGAAUGGCUUUUCAACCGCUGGGGGAUUACCCCAUCCACCUCGAUCGCCAUGCCGCUCGACACACGGGAGGUGAUCAACGGCGACGAAAGCGUGUCCAACGACAGCAAAGGCAAGCUGGUGCUGAACACAGGCGUCGUGAUCGCACAAGCGCUUCCCCACACCACCGAGAUGAUGACGGCGUGGAAAGACUGCCCCACCGAGAAACAGUACCCGGGCUGCGGGAUUUGGAAGCAGAAUUGGUCGCAUGAGCAAAGGGCCUUUAGCGAGUACAUUCGCUGGGACUACAAUCCCUCGGGCACCGAGAUUGUCGAGAUCCCCUGCGAUGAUGCCAUGGGAUAUCCUGGGAUCAAUAAGCAUGCGAAAAUCUUGAGUAAAUGCACGGGCAAGUUUCUGAGGCAUCAUACUUUGGAUAAGAGCUUGACCAAGCAGAGCACCGAGGAGGCCAUGUUGCAGGCUAUGACGGACUUGACGCAUAGGAUCCUGCAUGAGAAUCAGGAGAAAUACUGGUUCAAGGAGGGUGAGGAAAAGGGAGAUGAAAAGGAUGAGCGGAUACGAGCCGGGAAGCUGCGACCCGCUAUGUGA